Molecule: messenger RNA, 1884 nt
Organism: Trypanosoma conorhini
Lineage: Eukaryota; Euglenozoa; Kinetoplastea; Trypanosomatida; Trypanosomatidae
Exons: 1
Coding region: 1-1884 (627 amino acids)
Source: RefSeq, a predicted model, not a curated record
AUGGGCUCCUCAUAUUCGGCCGAUGGCAUGAGAUCGUCGCAAGAGAUGGAUCUAGCAAAAAUGAGGGGUGGGCGGCAGCCCGGACGAGCUUCUUCAUGCCCCACUAUAAGAGGAGGGGAUGCGCACUCCACGCGCCUCCGCGCCCACGAGGGACACGGUUGGAAAGUAAGGGAUUUAGUCCCCUAUCAUGCUCCCGUGUCGCAUGCUGAUGAACAAAAUAUGCAAACCUUUUUGUUUUCAGGAGGGAACUACGAGAACGGAGGCCCCCACUCCCCGAUGGCAAGUGUGUCCUCGGACUACCCACUACCUUCUGCAUCGCCUGGGGAGAGCGGAGCAUCUAUGCUUGACAACUAUGUCUCCGGAAUACAGAAUUUUUGUGCCGUCUAUGGGGAUGAGCAUGCACCGCAAGAGGCGCCCGUUCAGUCAUCACCUCCGAAGUCGUUAAAACGUCAAGUCUUUUUUGUAGAGAAGUCCCCAGCACGACAAAAUUCUUUUAACGGAGUCAACGCUGGCCCUCCGAAAGGUAUACUGAGCCACACAAGCAGCUUCUCUAGGCCAGUUCCUCGUGGCAUUCUGAGUCACACAAGCAGCUUCAUAAAGCCGACUGGAAAAGAGUGGGGCCGCGUGAAUCGUCAUCGUGCAGGUUCGGUGACAGUUGAGGUUGAAUCGGAUGGGAAGGAGGAGGUGCAGCGGCCCCUGUUCAAGCGGACGGACUCAAAAUGGUCAAGUCACGAUGAACUGCGGAGCAAAUCACCCGAUGAGUCUCCUGCAAAACCAGUCACAGAAGUGCGUGAGAAGAGCCGCGUGCGUACCCUUCUUGUGAUGGAGCCUUCGCCAGCAGAGGACGGUGCCGAUGAGGAAGACGACGAAACAAGUUCAUCUCUGCUGGAUCCACUUGUAAGGGUUAAUGAAGAUGGGCAUAGCAUCGAAGUGGUGGGGGCUCCAGACACCUUGAUUACUCCAGAUGAGAUCGUCACGCAUCAGAACGGCUCCACCUCAACGGACUCGGUGGAGUUAAAAAAGGUGAGGAGGCUGUUUAUUUCCGGGCACUCCACUUCAGUUAUUUGUUCUGAAGGGUCGGGCCUGGCGGGGCAGACGCCAGGCCUCGGCUCACCCUCUUGGUGCAUUUUAAAGGAAUUUCUGAUUGGUCUUAUUGAUGAGGUUAUUGAGGAGGCGAGAAGUAGCGUCAAUCACACCAAACUUGCUUGUGCUUUUGCUGCAGUGAAACAGCAGCAGAUGGCGGAUUUGCUGAGGAAGCAUCCAGAAUUCGGGACUUUGUCCGUCCGCCCCUCUCCACUUUUUGGCAUACGCUUUGUGGGAUUGGAAUAUCGCAAUAUUCCAGAUAGCAGCACCUUCGUCUCCAUUUUGCGUGAUGUGGAAGAGAACUACAAGGAGUCUCAGUGUUCUGAAGGCACCUAUAUUGUGUUGUCAUUACUGCUCAAUAAGCGUCUGAUGGGAGUGACAGAUGAUGACGGAGAUGUAAUAGUAAGUUCACUGCAGAUUAUUUCUGCUGGGGAGGCGGUGAAACACUUGCUGCUUGCCCUGCAAUCAUCAAGCGAGGAGCCACAAGCCGUCUUGGAUGAGAGUAUUUAUGGUGCUUGCCAUACACUUAGCGUUUAUGUGACUCAUGCAAAAGACAUGCGGGCAGCCGAAGGGUUCGAGCUGCAGAGCUCACUUAUGGGCGUGAAGCAUUGUCUCCCGCGAUAUGGGGGCGCACGAGCACUCAUGAAGACCUUAGAUGAAGCGAUUGAAAGGGCAGAAGCACGCCUAAUGAAGAUUAGCAAUCCAGCCGAGAAGAAAAGCACUGAAAUCUACAUCGAGAAUCGCGUGGUACUCAAAAGAUCCUUGGAUGCGUUACUGGAAAAAGUGCGCCCUCACAAGUAG